CAUUAUUACAGUAUUAUUAUCGUAGCUCCAGCUGCUCUUUCUCUCUCUUAAAUUCCAGCUUUUCUAGAAACUCCUGAAUCAUUUUUUCCGAUAUUCUCUCUUCCCCAAUCCCAAUUUUCAUUCGCAUUUCGUAAAUCUAUUUUAAUUUAGAUUCUGUUUUCAGCAACAACAAAUUGUGUCAAGUUUGAAAUUUUUUCUGAAAAAGAAUUUUGAUCCAAGAUCAGAAGAGGCAAUUGAUCCUGAUUGAGAUUAGGGUUUUGAAAGUCAAAAUCUCAAACAUUCAGCGAUUUUUGAGGAGAAGAAGGAGAAAGAAAAUGUUACAUGUGAUCAAACCGGUGAGGUUGAGGCUGCUAAGGGGGAGAAAAUGAAGCUUUGAGCAUCCAAUUUGAUAUCGGAGAGCGGUGAAUGCGGGAGUGAUUGAUUCCCGAGCCCGAGGCUCGGGAUUAGGAUUGCUACUUUGUUUAAUUGUUUUUAAGUAAUAAGGGGAUAAGAAUCAAUGGCGGCUGUGCCGGAGAAGGAACCACCGCCGACGCCGCAGCCGCAAGACAUCACCAUUAGUUUAGAGAAUGAUCAGCAACAGUGCUCUUCUAGCAUCUCUAGCUUGUUACCACCUCCUCCUGAGGGUUUUAUGCAGAAAUUCCGCCUUUAUCAGACUGAAUCGAAUUUCUACAUGGUAGGAAGGGACAAGAGCCGCAGAUAUUGGAAAAUUUUGAAAAUUGACCGAUCGGAACCAUUUGAGUUAAACAUUCGAGAAGAUGUUGCUACCUACUCUGAGGAGGAGUGUUCUGUGCUUUUGAGAACGAUACAUCAUGGAAAUAAAGCCACUGGUGGGCUUAAAUUUGUCACCACUUGUUAUGGCAUUGUUGGAUUUAUUAAAUUCCUGGGGCCUUAUUAUAUGUUGCUUAUAACGAAAAGGAGGCUGAUUGGUGCAAUUUCUGGGCAUAAUGUGUAUUCCAUCGCCAAAAGUGCGAUAAUUACUCUUCCGAAUUCUGCAGCCCGAUCCGAAAUGAUGAUUAACUAUAAGAGCGAGAACAGAUACAAGAAGCUUCUAUGCAUGGUUGAUCUCACAAAGGAUUUCUUCUUCAGCUACUCAUACCAUGUUAUGAGAAGUCUACAAAAGAAUAUGUAUGACACUGUGACAGGGAAUGCCGUUUAUGAAACCAUGUUCGUCUGGAAUGAGUUUUUGACUCGUGGGAUACGGAAUAUUCUCCAGAACACUGUUUGGACAGUUGCAUUAGUCUAUGGAUUUUUUCUGCAGGCUACGCUGUCUAUUUCUUCUCGUGAAUUCAAGCUUACUCUCAUAGCUAGGCGUUCACGUCAUUAUGCUGGCACCAGAUACUUGAAACGUGGUGUGAAUGAGAACGGCAAGGUUGCAAAUGAUGUCGAGACUGAACAAAUUGUAUUUGAAAAUGUUCCUGAGGGGUUACCUGUGCAAUUUAGUUCUGUAGUUCAGAAUCGUGGUUCAAUCCCACUUUUCUGGUCGCAGGAAACUUCACGCCUCAAUCUUAAGCCCGACAUUAUAUUGUCAAAAAGAGAUCAGAGAUAUGAGGCCACCAGACUUCAUUUUGAGAAUCUGUUCAGUAGAUAUGGACAUCCCAUAAUCAUCUUGAAUCUGAUAAAGACUACCGAGAAGAGGCCACGAGAAUCCAUUUUGCGGACUGAGUUUGCGAAUGCUAUUGAGUGUAUUAAUAAAGAUCUCUCAGAAGAGAAUAGACUCAGGUUUCUUCACUGGGAUUUACACAAACAUUCUCGAAGCAAAGCUACCAAUGUCUUACUCUUGUUGGGCAAAGUGGCUAUGUAUGCACUUUCGCUGACAGGUUUCUUCUACUGCCAAGUACCUGCAGCCUUACUAUCUCAGGGAUGUUUGAAAGGGCCCUCCCUUGAGGAGGGAUGUUUGAAAGCCCCCUCUUCUGAGGACUCUGUUGACAGUGACAUUUCACACUGUGAGAUUGAAAGCGAAAGCCACCACGAGAAUGGUGGUUUGAACUUGGAGAAUUUAGAGAAACGAUACACUGGAGGCAAUUUGGCCGAUGGUUGUUCUUUUAGCAAGCCACCAAUGUUCCAAAACGGAGUGCUAAGGACAAAUUGCAUAGACUGUUUGGAUCGCACUAAUGUUGCACAGUAUGCUUACGGGUUGGCUGCCUUGGGAUAUCAACUACGAGCUCUUGGUGUAAUAAAUUCCCCAAAAAUUGAACUUGAUGAUCCUUUGGCUGAUGAAUUAAUGGGCUUCUAUGAGAAGAUGGGGGAUACGCUUGCUCAUCAGUAUGGUGGCUCAGCUGCUCACAAUAAGAUUUUCUCUCAGCGGAGAGGUCAAUGGAAAGCUGCUACUCAAUCGCAAGAAUUCUUUAGAACCUUGCAGCGCUAUUAUAGCAAUGCUUACAUGGAUGCAGAGAAGCAAAAUGCCAUCAAUGUAUUCUUAGGCUAUUUUCAGCCUCAACCGGGUCAACCUGAAGUGUGGGAGCUGGAUUCUGAUCAGUCUUAUAAGUCGACUAGGAAUGGGAAAUCAAGUUGUGAAGAAAAUGAAAGGUUAUUUUUCAAAAGAUCUCUAUCGGAUGGGAACAUUUUACGUCAAAGCCACACUCCAAUGUCCUCUUCGAACAUGGAAAAAGAUUAUUCUACUUCCGAUUUCUCUGAUACACCUGAAGAAGGGAGGAAAGUGUUGUCUGAGUCAACACCAGAUAUUCCAACUUGUGAAAGUGAUAUGUCGUAUCCGAGGUUCACUCCUUCCAUGCAACCAAGGGAACUUUUUGUAGAUACCCCGAGAGAGAGAUAUCUUGAGCAUGAAAAUGGUGAUACCUUUGAUUCUUCAAAUUUUGUUGAUCUGGAUUGGCUGUCUUCCUCUGGAAAUUCAUGUGAAGAAGAGAUACUUGAGAGAUCAAUGCUUACAUCACCAAUUGCUGGACUCUCAUCAGAGAGUGUUGGUAAACAAUUGUCAGGGGAAACACUUCAUUCUAUCAGUGAGUGUGGAUCCAGUGAGAAGGUUAGCAUCCUUGCCUCCUUCCCUGCCACAAAGCAUUGUUGUCCAAAGCAGGAGGCAUAUAAAUCUUAGAAAAAGGGAGAUGGAUUUCAAAAUUUUGCUGAAUUCAUUGGAUUUUUUUUCUUGAUCUUGACGUGUUUACUCCUUAAUACACACAUUACUUAGUUUGGCAAAGAUGCCGAGGCUUAUGGUUUUACAACAACCUACUAUAUUUCCGACUUCGCUGCGUUCUGAAGGUCAAGAUUUACACAGCCUUACUAUUUCAAUAUAGAAAGGCUGUUUUAGUACUACCCAAGAUAUUUCAACAUAGCCUUACCACCCCCAACCCCCCGCCCCCCCCUCCCCCGUAUAUUUUGCCGAAGGCAUAUGAUUUUACUUUGGGUGAUAUUUCGUUUGUCUUUUCUAAUAAUAUUUUCUUUCCUUGUGCCUUUUUUUUUCAGGGCAGGGACCAUAUUGGAACUGAGUUGCCCUAUAGUGAUAGCUAUCGUAAUGAAAUACGUGAGAAAUACUCGGAAAGUUUUGUACGUUGGGUAGACUAUGGGGAGACACUCUGUCAUUGAGUUCCUUGUUGAGUUCUUUGUCAUGGCGGCAUGGUAUGAGCAUUUUGCAGGUUUAAUUAUAGACACUGGUCGACAGUUAGUUGCAAGAGGAAAGGAAUGGAUUGCUUUCCGUGGGGAACAUUUUCAUGGAGGUUGGGGGUG
This is a messenger RNA of Oldenlandia corymbosa var. corymbosa, 3678 nucleotides long. The record is from the annotation of a GenBank genome assembly. Lineage: Eukaryota; Viridiplantae; Streptophyta; Magnoliopsida; Gentianales; Rubiaceae.